AUGGAACCUAGAGUGGUCAAACCCCCUGGUCAGGAUCUCGCAGUGGAACGUCUCAAAAACCUCUACGGACUAAGGGGCAGCUUCCACGAAGAGUACGAGUUUACAGAUUUUGUUCAGGCUAAAUGUAAGAGGAGAUCUCUAACUUACCCAGAUGACUUAGAUAUCUAUUCAUCUGGAGAUAAAGUUGGCUCAUCAUCAAGAUUUUGCUCUGAUGAAGGAAAACAUCUUACAACACCUCUUUGCAGUUCAUUCAAGCACUUAAAUAUGAAUUGCCUAGAUGAUGACCUGGAUUUUUUUCAUGAUUUGAAGCAACGGGAAAUAGAAGAGUUAAUUGAGAAGGAUCAUAAAGGUAGUGCCUCCAGAAUAUCCAAGCAAUCCUUUAAAGAAAUAGAUAAAGGUAAAAUAAAUUGUGAAACUGCAGCACAACAGGAAUUUGCUGAAGAACUUCAAAAGCGAGAACAUUUUUUAGCUGAACGAGAACAGCUGCUUUUCAGACAUGAAACUGCCUUGAGUAAAAUUAAAGGUGUUGAAGAAGAAGUUCUUACACGAUUUCAAAUUAUAAAGGAGCAACGUGAAGCAGAAGUUGAACACUUAACUGAAGUUCUUAAGGAAAGGACUAAAGAAACCAAGAGGUUAAGGUCAUCUUUCGAUGCAUUGAAAGAACUGAAUGAUAGUUUAAAAAAACAGUUAAAUGAAGUAAGUGAAGAAAACAGGAAGAUGGAAAUUCAGGCUAAAAGAGUUCAAGCUCGUUUAGAUAAUUUACAGAGGAAGUAUGAAUUUAUGACAAUACAGAGAUUGAAAGGAAAUUCCCACUCUGCUCAUGAAAUGAAAAGUUUAAAACAAGAAAAAAUACCAAUUUCAAAAACUUGUAAGGUACCACUUAAUGCACAAGUUUAUGAGCUUUUAACUAUGUUCAUGGACUGGAUUUCAGAUCACCACCUUAGUAAACUGAGAAAUGAAGAAUUUGGAAUGGAAGGUGAAAAGCUGCUAAUUAAAUGUGCUUCUCAGAGAAAUGAUAUUCAGGAGAAGUGUGUAAAGCUUUUGCCUGUGAUUGCUGAGCAGCUGCAGUGGAUGCCAUUUGUGAAUGCCAAAUAUCAUGAGCCUUUUAUAAAGUUUAUAUAUUGGUCACUAAGGCAGCUAGAUGCUGGAACACAGCAUUCAACUCUGACAUCAACAUUGAGAAGAUUGGGUGAAGACAUAUAUAAAGGAGUAGCAUCUAAAGGAAUUCAGGAUAAUUCCUUAGAGCAUGCUGUGGAAAAUAAGCCAAAAACAGCUGCUUUCUUUAAGAGCUCCAGUUUAUCUUUGAGAUUUUUAUCAACCUUAAUUGUUCUUAAAACAGUAACUCAAGCUGAUUACCUGGCUCAGGCAUUUGAUUCUCUUUGCUUGGACUUGAAGACAGAUGAAGGAAAAACCUUGUUUUUGGACUAUCAAGCUGUUCCAGUAAUUUUAGGUCAUCUAAGGAUAUCCAGUAAAGGACUCCUAUCCAAUGUCAUUGAUAGCUUGCUGCAGAUGACAGUGGAAUCUAAAUCCUUGCAGCCUUUUCUGGAAGCCUGUAGCAACACUUUAUUUUUCCGUACCUGCUCCGUGCUCCUUCGAACCCCUAAACUUGAUCUUCAAAUACUAGAAAAGCUCAGUAUUAUCUUACAGAAACUUUCCAAAAUCAAGAGUAAUAAGAAGCUCUUUGAACUCUUUACAAUUCAUCUGAUGCUGCAAGAAAUACAAAGGACAACACAUCCAGAGCAUGCCUUUCUCUGUAUUAACCUAAAUUCAACUCUGUUCAAUUUGGGUUUAACAAAAUGCAACUCCCUGGUCUCCAAUGCAAGCCAUUAG
Messenger RNA from Orycteropus afer afer, 1830 nucleotides. RefSeq names its product coiled-coil domain containing 138 (gene CCDC138). The transcript is spliced from 14 exons. The record is from RefSeq and is a predicted model, not a curated record. NCBI's taxonomy places the organism in Eukaryota, Metazoa, Chordata, Mammalia, Tubulidentata, Orycteropodidae. The coding region runs from base 1 to 1830 and encodes 609 amino acids.